AGACUAACAAAGGGAUCAUGCGGCCAGCAACAAUUUCGCGGCUUUCGCCUUCUGGUCGGGAACUAGAGAGGGGUAACGCGAAAUUUGUUUUUGAUCCCUUACAGCUUGUCGCGACUGGUGUGCCGUCGCUUCACUUCGAGCGUGGGCCUGCAGCAGCAAGACUUUGCCAGCUGGGCUUGUUCAGGGAAACGACAGCCCUAGAAGAAAUAAUGGAGAAGACAAGGCAAGCCGUAGCACAGGAAGCCCGCCGGCUGAUAUUAAGGAUCCGGGAGUACGAGGAGAGGGAGAUAUAAUUUAGAUAGGUAUAGGAUACAACUUAGUCUUAGGCACAACAUCAUGGAGAUAGUUAAGGAUAACCCUUUCAAUAUUUUCAUACAUUCGGUUAGAGAUCAUAGCAUGUUGGACGAAUUGAGAAUUAUCCCAGGGUCAUUCUUCGAUUCGCAGGUAAUUGAUCAAUACAUAGUUUUGUGAAGAGCUCUAACUAUCGGGGAAAAGAAAUCAUCUGACCCUUCCGAAGAGAGUUUGCGUCAGGCGGUGCAGCUGAGCAAUGCCUUGAGGGUACUUGCCGAGCUCUUUCACGGUGUCGCCAGCGACGGAACGAAAUUGAAGGAGCUGAGACCGGCCUUGGGGAACGCCUUGUUUGUCAUUCACCGCCGCGACAUGUGGGCGACGCUAAGCGGACGCAAAGGAG
This is a messenger RNA of Amoebophrya sp. A25, 691 nucleotides long. The record is from the annotation of a GenBank genome assembly. NCBI's taxonomy places the organism in Eukaryota, Dinophyceae, Syndiniales, Amoebophryaceae.